AUGUAUCUGAGCUUGCUUGGGAGGUUGGAUGUCUUGAUCUCGCAGGGAGGUGACCCCGAGGACGUUGCGGCGGUCAAGGCCCUGAUGAGGAGUUAUCAGUAUGAUAGGUACGCCUCCCUUGUAAAAGAGAGGGAUCAUGGGUCUUACCACUCGUCCGAUCCUUAUCUCAGCUGCAAGAGGAAGGAAGGUACCAAGACCAUCUCUGGUCUGCGGGGCACCGACGGGAUCCUCGAGGAGUCUCCUCCCGGGAUUCUGAAGGUGGUUAGCGACUACUAUAUUGAGCUCCUCGGUAAGGGCAGACCCCGAUGUGCUGAGGCGGGAACAUCCCGUGGGAGAGAGGUGGAGGACUUCUUAAGCAAGCUUACACUCCCUGAGUAUAGCGACCUCCCUUUUGACGAGUUGCUUAGCGAGAUCACCAUAGAAGAGGUCACAGAGAGUAUCCAACAGCAGAACAAGUGUAAUUCGCCAGGUCCUGAUGGUCUGACGGCUGAAUUUUACCAACAGUUCUGA
Messenger RNA from Pelobates cultripes (western spadefoot toad), 510 nucleotides. The record is from the annotation of a GenBank genome assembly. NCBI's taxonomy places the organism in Eukaryota, Metazoa, Chordata, Amphibia, Anura, Pelobatidae.